Bursaphelenchus xylophilus (pine wood nematode) is the source of this 2801-nucleotide messenger RNA. The record is from the annotation of a GenBank genome assembly. Lineage: Eukaryota; Metazoa; Nematoda; Chromadorea; Rhabditida; Aphelenchoididae.
AUGGAAUCCCUGAUCCCAGUUAUUUCCAAACUCCAAGAUGUUUUCGCGACUAUUGGAAACAGGGAAUCUGAAGUACAGCUACCUCAAAUAGUCGUUGUCGGUUCGCAAGUAAGUGUUCAUUACUGUCAAAAUUUGUUUUUUAGAGUGCCGGCAAGAGCUCCGUCAUCGAAGGAAUUGUGGGACGUGAUUUUUUACCUCGAGGAACAGGGAUUGUGACCAGAAGGCCAUUGCUUUUGCAUCUUGUUCAUGUCCCAGUCGGUGAUGACAAGAGAAGGGAGGCAGGGAUGCCAGCCAAACAAGAUUGGGCGCAAUUUGAGCAUAAAUCUGGUGUAAUCUUUACGGAUUUCAACGAGGUUAGAAAGGAAAUUGAGGACGAAACUGAACGGUUUUGUGGAUCUAAUAAGGUAUUUUUUUAUUUUUCUUCUGUACACUAACGUCCUUUACUUUUUCAAAGUUAGUCAGUCAUACGUAUUACAAAAUUUUAUUUCGAAAUUUUUUCAGGGAAUUUCGGACAACCCAAUUACACUUCGGAUUUUCUCCCACCGUGUUGUAAACCUUUCGUUGAUUGAUCUGCCCGGGAUAAUCAAGGUUCCAGUGGGAGAUCAACCCCCAGAUAUCGAAGAUCAAGUUCGUAAACUGAUCUUGUCUUACAUUAGCAAUCCAAAUUCGUUGAUGUUGGCAGUGACUGCCGCAAAUCAAGAUUUUGCCACAUCGGAACCUUUGAAGUUGGCCCGAGAUGUGGAUAGAGAUGGAGACAGAACUCUGGCUGUUCUCACUAAAUUGGAUUUGAUGGACAGGGGAACUGAUGCCAUGGAGGUGUUGACAGGAAGAUCGGUGCCUGUGAAGCUUGGUAUUAUUGGAGUGGUCAAUCGCUCUCAAGCUGACAUCAAUACCAACAAACCAAUAGACGAAUGUCUGAAAGAUGAGGCUAAAUUCCUGCUCAAAACUUAUCCAACUCUUGCUUCGAGGAAUGGUAUUCAAUAUCUGUCAAAGACAUUGAAUCGAGUAGGUCAAACUUGUGUUGUUUUUAAUAUAGAUUUUAGCUCCUGAUCCAUCACAUACGAGAGUGUCUUCCUCAGCUAAAAGUACGGGUAAAUACGUUGAUGGGGCAGUGUCGUUCUUUGCUCAAUUCAUACGGCCAACCAGUGGAAGAUAAGAGUAGAACAUUAUUGCAACUUAUUACCCACUUUGCCAAUGCAUAUACAUCUACAAUCGAGGGAACAUCUAAGAAUAUUGAGACCUCUGAACUUAUUGGUGGUGCUAGAAUCUCUUACAUCUUCCAUGGGACUUUUGUUGAAGCUCUGGAACAGGUAGACCCCAUGGAGAACUUAAGCACUCUGGACAUUUUAACAGCCAUUCGAAAUGCGACUGUAAGUGAUUUAGUAUUUAUUGAUUAACAUUGAAAUUUAGGGAACAAAGCCAGAUCUUUUUAUACCAGAUGUGGCUUUCGAGUUGUUGGUGAAGAAGCAGAUCGAGCGGUUGCAUGAACCUUCUCUAUGUUGCGUCGAUCGUGUUUAUGAAGAAUUGAUGCGGAUAGUACAACAAUGUGGAAUUGAUAUCCAACAGGAGAUGCAGAGAUUCCCUAAACUGUAUGAAAGGAUCAAUGAGAUUGUUUCUAACCUUUUAUCUGGACGAUUGGGGUCCACAAAACAAUUUGUGAAGGACUUGGUCCGAAGUGAAAUGGCUUAUAUUAAUACGAAACAUCCCGAGUUUGGAGAAUUGUCCAUCAUCGAGUCCAUGAGCUCGACUUCAUUGUAUCAGAGAAGUCAGGUGCAGGUUGAUGGAAAGGUGGCUCCAUUACCAGAGGUAUGAAGAUGCCCCCCUUUUUUUUUAUUUUUUUUUUAUAUAUCGCAAAUAGAAACUCCUUAUUGCCCGCAAAGGAAGAAAGUUGCAGAACGAGAAAUCCAAUUGGUUAUUAAAGUAACAAGCACUCCUGUAUAGAAAAAACAGAGGUAUAAAAGAUAUACACGUUUUUUGCUUUGAUAGUCACUGAUAUCAUGUACAAUAUCAUCAGAUUUUCUGUCCAGAUUGCCUUCGUAUCGCAUGAAUUACUCGGAAAUAAGAGCAAAAUACAUUACUUCUCGUUUAACAGUAAUAUUCGGAACUUUCACAUUAAAUUUGCUGUUAAAUAUUGAGCAGCAAAUUUAUAGUUUGAAGUUCCAUAAUAUAAAUGUUGUUUUAGGGAGAGCAGCCAAUGCCCAUUACCGAAUUAAAUGGUUCUGGUGGCCAACCGAAUUUAAAUGCCGUGGCGAGUGAGGUGAUUCAGAAGGCCAACUCAGUCCUAACGGGGUCCCCGACCAAACAAUCCUCCAGUUACAUAGGCUCAUGGCUUUUCAAUCGAAAUAUCCCUCAAAAUAAUGUAGUGUCACAUAAGGCCAAUUCAAUUACAACGACUCAAACUAUCGAACGGAAUCUGACCAGGAAUCUCACAGCCAAGGAGCAGAAGGAAUACAUGAUGUUUGGUAGGACUUCCCACGAUUAUAAUAUAAUUAUUGUCUAGAGCGCUUGAUCAGAUCAUAUUUUUCGAUUGUAAGGAAGAACAUUCAAGACCUGGUACCCAAGGGCAUUAUGAGGUUUAUGGUUAAUUAUGUGAAGGAGAAUCUGCAGAGCGAACUGGUCCAGCAAUUAUAUAACCAGGCUGAUAUGGAUGACCUCCUGGCAGAGAGUGAAUUGAUGGCUCAGAGAAGAAAGGAGUCUGCGGAAAUGCUCGAGGUAAUGAUAUCACUGUAAUGUUAUAUUUGCAGGCUCUUACAAAAGCAUCUCAUGUUAUAAGUGAGAUCCGGGAAACCCAUAUAUGGUAA